AGACGUGUGACAUGUGGCAUGUGGGUUGAAUGUAUCUGAAUGAAUGCAAAUACGCAAAUAGGCCAAAGAGCAGUUUACCGCUUUGCCGACGUUAGUUUUCUGAGUUUAGCUGCCCCCGGAUGUGACGUUAGCUAGCAAACAUUAGCCAUCUAAGUUAGAUUAGUCUUAUCUAACUCACGUUACAUGUUCUAUGAUUUGCAUAUAUAUUUGCAAUAUAAAAUAUGCAUAAAAGUCAUAUUUAAAUAUUUAAAAUCAGAUCCGCCUCCACCAACUAAAACAAGAUAAUGCCACAUAGUAAUAGUCGUAUUGCUUUAGUGAAGAAUUUAAGUACAUUGUCCACUGCUGAAUGGGGGCAGAUGUGCCAAAUAGGUAUUCAACUAUCCUUCAAUGUGUUGCUUCUUUGACUGGCUUUAUUACAGCGUCGUGGGUUGAGUUUAUAAUGUAUAGGAAAUGGCAAAUGUCUGUUUCUAUAUCUCUCAUUCUAAUUGAGUUUACCAGCACUGUGUUGAUUUAAUCAGCAGUUUAACAAAAAUGCAUCGCCGCUUUGGAGGACCGAUAGUGAAGAUGUACAGAUGGAAGUGUCACUACGUUGUUUAUUUUCAUGGAAUCCAUUGAUAUGUCUGCGUUUAGCAGCCUGUUACAUUCAGAGGGAUUUUCAUGAGUGAACCAUUUGUAAGAUGAUGGGGAAAAAACACAGAGAGAACUUAUCUUCCAGAAAUACUGGAGACUAUGUUAGUCUUCUUUUGUGGGAACACAUUGGCCUUUUUCAAUUUCUGAGUCAUUGCUAAACUGUGCAGAAGAAGGAAGUGUUUCUCACACUGAUACCUCAUGUGUUUAAAAUAGUCCACCUUGCACUUCUAAAGUAAAAACAGUUUACAGUCAAAUGCUUGUUAGUUCCAGUUCUGCUUUUUAUCUUGAGAUAAUGGUCUUUAAGGAAACACGUGAUUAAACAAAUGUACUUUUGCCAAUAAAGCUGUGCAUUGCAGUGCCUUACGUUUUUGGCCUGUUAUACUGGUGUAUUUCAGCUUUUACUACCAAUCCUAGCGAAUACUUGACAGCUAGUCCAAUGUUGUUACCAUGGCAGCAGUAAAAAAAAAAGCUGCUUGUUCUGACAGGCCCAGUAAACCACAGGAUUUCUGAUGUGAGCUCAUUUAUUGUUGACAGACAUCUUUUUCUAUGAUUCAGGGAUGGAUGUAGACUGCCAGCCCGAGGAAUCCGUCACCUCUUCCUUUGAGGAGGACUGCGUUGUGCUUGGAAGUGUCAAGGACAUGAGUUUGGAGGCAGAGGCCGUGGUAAAAGACGUGCUUUUUGCCGUGGAUGAAAUGCACGUGUCGCAGAGUCUCAACAGCGCGUCAGAUGUGGCCUACAUCAAUGUGGAAACAAGAGAGGGAAACAGAUAUUGUCUGGAGCUCACAGAGGCCGGAUUAAGGGUGGUGGGCUAUGCCUUCAAUCAAGUGGACGAGGAUUUAAACACACAGUAUCACGAGACCGUUUACUCACUUCUCGACAAGCUGAGUCCGGGCUACAGGGAGGCCUUCGGGAAUGCUUUGCUCCAGCGGCUGGAGAGGCUGAAGCAAAACGGACAGUAAAAAGGACAAAGAUUCCAAAGUGGAACAAAGGUUGUUGAUGAGAGUAUGUGGAUAAAGGCAAAGUCUGGUCAAAUAUGUGACAUCCACCUCCCUAGCUACCGCUACAAUAAGGGGUAGCCUUCGCUAUCGACUGCUUGGUUUCAGACUUCCAUAGCGAAGAACGUCAUGUGGAUUGCCAGUAUGGGGUCUGUUGCAACAUUGACUUUACUGUGGAAAGAUUUUCCCACCUUGCGGUUUUGUAGCUAUGCACAUCUUGAGUGUUGCACCUACUCCAACUCUAAAUGAGCCGGGACAGGCCCCCCUCGCUGCCUGCACUGAAACCAAAAUCUCUCAAGCAUACAAACUAGUUCUGCAGGAAUCUGAGCGAAAGCUACAGUUAGCCCCCAACACACUGCCUUAAAAGUAACCGGAGCUUGCAUUCCAAGCUGUUGCUGUGAAAAGAGAUCCCGGAAGGUUCACUGUAUACUCGCAAUGGGUUCCUGCACUAGUCCUUCGGUGUUAAGAAAUCCAUUAGUCACAUGGUCAUUUUCUGCUGUUGACCAAUAAAUUCUCAGAACUGUUGGACCUCGUGUUUUACCAUCCAGAGUUAUCCGACAGGAGGGAAAGCCAGACGUGGCCGCAGUAACAAACUGGUUUUAACAAAACGAGUCCCUUCACUGAAUCCUCCAGCAUUGAUUUUGAAAUAAAUAUGUUCACACUAUGCCACAUUCAUGUGUUUUUAUUCUAAAUUUACAAUCUCCAAUUAAACAGGUCUAUUAGUACAGUCAGUAAGAAAAAAAAAUAAAGUUUUUUUGAAAAUACAGAAUGCAAUUUUUCUAACUACAGAGCAGACCGUAAGACAAUUGCGCUGCAGUGGUGGAAGUGAUUCAGGGUCAUUGACAAAUACAAACUAGUCACAUCCAUCUCGCUUAAAACAAACUUAUGAAGGUUACUGCAGAGUUUAGCAUUUUAUUUCAGCAGUCAAAAUGUGCAAGUUCCAACAAACCAGUGAAAGACAUUUGAUGAAGGAAUAAAAUAAAAUCUGAACUGGAAACACAUAUUUCUUUACUCAUAGCUGAAUCCCUUUUAAAAAAAAAAAAAAAAAAAAAAGUAUCAAAAGUACUUUGGCCAACUCAGUUUACAAUCUGAACUGGGAACCGGAUGCAGAACAGGUCUUUCUUGUUGUCAUCUCUCAGUUCCCACUCCACGACCAGCUUUAUCUGCACAUGCAGAAGAGAAAUUUAAUACAGGUUUUGCCUUUUACACAAUAAAAUGAAAUACACAAAAUUACAUUUUUACUUAGCAAUCUGUCUACAUUAAAAAGAACCUGAUGGGGAAAUAAAUUUUUUUU
Molecule: messenger RNA, 2919 nt
Organism: Gasterosteus aculeatus aculeatus (three-spined stickleback)
Lineage: Eukaryota; Metazoa; Chordata; Actinopteri; Perciformes; Gasterosteidae
Source: RefSeq, a predicted model, not a curated record